AUGUCUGCCAAAGCCGAAAAGAAACCUGCCUCCAAAGCCCCAGCCGCUGCCAAGAAGACCCCAACUGCCGGUGGUGAAGGUAAGAAGAGAACCAAGGCCAGAAAGGAAACAUACUCAUCAUACAUCUACAAGGUUUUGAAACAAACCCAUCCAGACACAGGUAUUUCCCAAAAGGCCAUGUCUAUUUUGAAUUCUUUUGUUAACGAUAUUUUCGAAAGAAUUGCUACUGAAGCCUCCAAAUUGGCUGCAUACAACAAGAAGUCCACCAUCUCCGCCAGAGAAAUCCAAACUGCUGUCAGAUUGAUCUUGCCAGGUGAAUUGGCCAAGCAUGCUGUUUCUGAAGGUACCAGAGCUGUUACCAAAUACUCUUCAUCUACUCAAGCUUAA
This is a messenger RNA of Vanderwaltozyma polyspora DSM 70294, 387 nucleotides long. Its product is annotated as histone H2B family protein. Gene Ontology annotation, cellular component: nucleosome. Gene Ontology annotation, molecular function: structural constituent of chromatin; DNA binding; protein heterodimerization activity. The transcript has a single exon. Bases 1 to 387 code for a protein of 128 amino acids. Gene Ontology annotation, biological process: nucleosome assembly. The record is from RefSeq and is a predicted model, not a curated record. NCBI's taxonomy places the organism in Eukaryota, Fungi, Ascomycota, Saccharomycetes, Saccharomycetales, Saccharomycetaceae.